Molecule: messenger RNA, 2086 nt
Organism: Polyodon spathula (Mississippi paddlefish)
Lineage: Eukaryota; Metazoa; Chordata; Actinopteri; Acipenseriformes; Polyodontidae
Gene: nr1i2
Product: nuclear receptor subfamily 1, group I, member 2
Exons: 10
Coding region: 368-1663 (431 amino acids)
Biological process (GO): positive regulation of transcription by RNA polymerase II; negative regulation of transcription by RNA polymerase II; cell differentiation
Molecular function (GO): nuclear receptor activity; zinc ion binding; RNA polymerase II cis-regulatory region sequence-specific DNA binding
Source: RefSeq, a predicted model, not a curated record
UCCCUAAUCAAUUCAUUAGGGCAAUUUUGUUAUUUUUUUAAAGCUUGAAACUGUACAUAUAGUUGCAAUACUGUAGCUUAUGACAUCCAACCGGGAAGGAGAGGCGCUGGGCGAGCUAGCUUAUAGCUUACUUGGACAGAAAGAAUAUUGCAGUACCACUCGCACUCUGACUGUCAACAAAGUAGGGAUUGCACAUUACUUAUUCAAGAGGAGGAAAUAAAGAAAACCGUAGUCAUGUCACGCUCUUCGGGAUGCAGAGUUGUCCACAUGUUGUGACCCUGGCUAAUGCUCUAAGAGGGAGCACCACUUCAUCCAGGACACGAAACUACGCGCAGGCCCACUGCACAACUGCAACUGAACAGGCUCUAUGAGUGACCAGGGCAGCGAGGGUGAGGCUGGCUUUGCCCCAAUGAUGGGCAAGGAGCUAGAAGAGGAGGAGCUGGAGGGGAGGCAGAGCUGCGAUGGAGGAAUGGUCGAGGACAGUGAUUUUGACGACGACGAAGAGCCCAAAUUGUGUGGGGUUUGCGGGGACAAUGCCACUGGUUACCACUUCAACGCCAUGACUUGUGAAGGCUGCAAGGGCUUCUUCAGGCGUGCCAUGAAGCGCAAUCUUCAGUUCAGCUGCCCAUUUCAGAACUUGUGCAUCAUCACCAAAAACAACCGGAGACAGUGUCAAGCAUGCCGUUUGAAAAAGUGCCUGGAUAUUGGCAUGCUUAAAGAAUUGAUCAUGUCAGACAAAGCAGUUGAACAGAGACGGGAGCUAAUUAAGAAAAAGAAGCAGAGGCUUAAGGAGUCGCCCUCUACAGAAGAGCCGAAGGGCCUGGACACACAACAGGAAGCGAUCAUCCAGGAGCUUGUGGAGGCUCAGAAGAAGACCUUCGACAUCUCCUUCUCACACUUCAAGCAGUUCAGGCCUAUCAAUCGGAACACCGACCACCAGCUGCAAGUCAACCAGACUUCUCCAGAUCAAGACGCCAGUCUGCAGGAGAGUCAGGGAGCCAGCAGCAGGCAGUGGUCAGACAUGGAACCCCAUCCCAGCGAUUCAGCAAACAAGGCCAGCUCCCAGAUUUACUCCAUGUUGCCCCACAUUGCUGAUUUGUCCACCUACAUGAUUCAGCAGAUCAUCAACUUUGCCAAGAUUCUGUCCAGCUUCAGGGAACUCUCAAUUGAAGACCAGAUCGCACUGCUAAAGGGGGCAACAUUUGAGGUGUGUCAGAUCCGCUUCAACAUGCUUUUUAACACAGAAUCAGGGAUCUGGGAAUGCGGGCCAAUCCUGUACAACAUUGAUGAUGCCGCCAAUGCUGGGUUUCAGCCCCACCUGCUUGACCCCUUGCUGAAGUUUCACUACAUGCUGCGGAAUUUAAAACUUCAUGAAACGGAAUAUGUUCUGAUGCAGGCCAUCUCUCUGUUCUCCCCAGAUCGUCCAGGCGUUGUAAGUCAUGAUGCCAUUGACAAGUGUCAAGAAUGUUUUGCUUUGAUAUUAAAAACAUACAUCGACACCAGGAGAUCCCAGCCAUCUAAGCUCUUGUUCCCUAAGAUCAUGGCUUGCCUGACAGAGCUGCGCACGAUGAACGACGAGUACACCAAACAGGUACUGAAGAUCCAGGACAUCCAGCCCGACGUCACGCCCCUCAUGAUGGAGGUUUUCAGCAACAAUCCCUAGCACCAGCACCAGCAGAAGAGGAACACUUGACAUGAGAACAAAGGGGUGGAUUAAUUUGCCAGAAAACAAAACAAAACAAAAAUCUAGGUAGGGCUUCUGUCUAUUUUUAGAAACAAGCCCAAUCAGGUCAACUGGCUGAGUUUUAUCCAGCUGCGCAUAUAACCUGCCCCACUCCCCCUCCUCAAACCCCCUCCCGCCAGUGCAAAACCUUUAUGCGUUACUGAGGACAGGCAUCCCUUCUCAGGGAUUUUCGGUUACAUAAAAUGAAGAGAUUGAGUGCACACUGAAGAUUCCUAAAGGAUUUGUAUUCCUGUUAUGCAGUGUAGUUGCUGGAAAGGAUGGCAGAAGACUAAACAUUGAUUACACUAUGUAACACAAUUUUUGUUCCUGGGUAGUAAGUGUUAUUUCCUAAUUGCUUAUGCC